UUAGCUACAAUUUUUUUCUUGUAAUAAUUUAUACAGCCAACGAUUUUCCAUUUCGGCAUGUAAAAACCUCUAGUGAAAAUCGGCCCUUAGGAAAGAUAGAUACGUCAAGAAUUAUAAAUAUAAGACAAAACCACUUUGAGCAAGUUAAACCAAAAAACUUUAUGUAAAUAAACUUUUAUGAAAGCUUUUUUUAAAAAAUUGUGUUUAAUACAGCUUGGUUUCAAAAGAUGGCGAUGAAAAAGGUAGAAAUUCAGACAGAAGGAUUAAAAGACGAAAUUCUUUCCCUUUUUUUGAAAAACGACAAGAAAGUUAUACUCUUCAGUGAGACAGAAGAAUUCGAAUUAAAGUUAAGUAUGUCGGUAGCCAUGCAUUUUUCUCCUAUAAUAAAACAAACUUUACAAGCGUUUUCAAAUCAUGUUGAUGUGGAAAAUGCUUCUCAAUCACCAAAACAUCGCAUUAACGUCAGCGAGUUUGAUGAAGAAACCGUCGGACGUUUUGUUCAAUAUUUGCAUGGACAAAGUUUGAUGGAUGCUUCGUUAUCAUGGAGCGAUGCCGUUAACUUGUAUAAGAUAGGCCUGAAAUUUCAAGUAAAAUCUUUGACAGAUUUGAUGACUGAGAAGGGGAAAAAUCUCAUUUUAAAGGAUAACAUAUAUGAAGCCAUCAUAUUGAUCGAUUCGCAUGAUAUCAACGAAUGGUUGGAUGGUUGUUGUAGUGUUCUUCUGGCAAAUAAAGAUUUAAUGAAAACGAAAGAAUGGGAAGACUUGAUCGAAACAAAUCCAAAAACCAUGGCAAGAUUGCUAAAUUACUACAUCAUAAAAAAAGAAGAAGAAGAAGAAGAAAUACUUUGUGAUCUUGACUCCUCCAACCUUCCUCUUAAAUGUACCUUCGAAAAUGGAAUGUGUCCAGGUUACACACAUGAUAACAACAGAAAAUUUAAGUGGAAAAUCUGGAGUGGGGCUACUCCAUCCAUGUUGACAGGACCAACUACAGAUCACACGCUUGGAACAAAUAAGGGCAAAUAUAUUUACAUCGACAGUUCAGAUCGACUAAAUAAAGAAUUUGCUAGAUUUCAAACCCCUACCAUCAAAAGCGAACAAGACUCAAAAAUGUGCGUCACUUUCUAUUUUCAUAUGCGUGGUCACACGAUGGGUGAAUUAGCCGUGUUCACACGGAAAAAUGGCGCUGAAAAGUUAAACUUUCAAAUAACAAAGAAACAAGCUAAAGACAAAUGGUUUAGCGGACGAUUUCCAAUUCAACCAGGAUCAAAUACAUUUCAGAUUGUCUUCCAAGGUACAACAUCGUACAGUUGGUACGGCGACAUCGCGUUAGAUGACAUUGAAAUAUCUGAAAAAUCAUCGUGCAGUUUUUGGCCGCCAGAAGCAGUUCCACAAAGUGUUUUGAUACCAAAACCGCCACGCUUCGGACCAGAAAAUCAAUCAACUUGUGGAAAACGCAAAUACAAUCCAAAUUCCAGAAUAGUAGGUGGCGAUGUAGCCAAACCGGGUCAGUGGCCGUGGAUGGCCUUGAUACUAAAAAAAGAAUACUAUGGAACAAAAUACAACGCUUGGUGCGGUGGAACACUUUUAGGAGUUGAUUGGGUGAUCACUGCGGCUCAUUGCGUCGCCAACAUACCACAAAAAACAGAUAUUAAAAUCAGAUUGGGUAAAAUCAAAAGCUCACCCGGAGUUGCUGUUAGUAAUGAUUCUGAUGUUGAAAAAGUUUGGGUGCAUCCGGAUUAUGGAGUCCAGAAAGUUUACAAUAAUGAUGUAGCAUUGAUCAAACUACGUAAACCAGCUCGUUUGAAUGAUCAAGUCAAUUCCAUAUGUUUAAUGGGAAAUGAAAACGAGCCUAAGCCUGGAUAUAAGUGCGUAAUUUCAGGCUGGGGAAAGCUAUGGUCUGGUGACACUGCACCUUACGCUGACCGCUUAAACUAUGGAAAUGUAAGCAUGCGAAGUCGUUACCACUGCUAUAGAGCGUAUGGUAGUCUGAUCACAGACAAUAUGUUGUGUGCAGGUAAUGAUGUCGGUGUACCAGAUACAUGCCAAGGUGAUAGCGGAGGUCCACUCAUCUUUGAAAGUAAUGGAAAAUGGCAUCUAGUCGGUAUCACAAGUUGGGGUCACAGUGGUGGGUGUGGUCAAUUCAAAAGGUUUGGUGUUUACACAAGAAUGACAGCGGUGGAGGAUUGGAUCAAAACUGUCACAAAAUAUCCAAACGCUUAUCCGUCGUUGUUUUACGACUGAAAAAUUGGUACAAUUUGAAGUUAUGAAAAAAAAAGGAUGUUAGAUUUAAUUAAGAUGCUCAGGGCUUAUCAGUUCGCAUAAUAUCUAUUUUUAUAUUUAUAUUUUUAUAUUUAUAUCAAUAUUUAUUAUAUUUUGCAUAGAAAUAGUGACACUUGCUUACCUUAA
Messenger RNA from Hydractinia symbiolongicarpus, 2405 nucleotides. Its product is annotated as mannan-binding lectin serine protease 2-like. Gene Ontology annotation, cellular component: membrane. The coding region runs from base 228 to 2240 and encodes 670 amino acids. The record is from RefSeq and is a predicted model, not a curated record. Gene Ontology annotation, molecular function: serine-type endopeptidase activity. The transcript has 8 exons. Gene Ontology annotation, biological process: proteolysis. NCBI's taxonomy places the organism in Eukaryota, Metazoa, Cnidaria, Hydrozoa, Anthoathecata, Hydractiniidae.